Nasonia vitripennis (jewel wasp) is the source of this 4001-nucleotide messenger RNA. RefSeq lists its product as uncharacterized. Lineage: Eukaryota; Metazoa; Arthropoda; Insecta; Hymenoptera; Pteromalidae. Bases 1604 to 3172 code for a protein of 522 amino acids. The transcript has 4 exons. The record is from RefSeq and is a predicted model, not a curated record.
ACCACGAGGCAGCAGCGCUGGAGAGUCGGCAGUGCGGAGAGGGGGAAACCGCACGGCCAGCAGCACGACGAGUCAGCAGCUGCGCGCGCGCGCCGAGUGUAUAGCUAUACGUAUGCCGAGGCCCGACUGCUUUGGAGUGGAGGGAGAAGACCCGAUUGGCAACCGGUGGAGGCGCGCCUGCUAACAUCUGAGAUAAAUGUGUAGAGGGCAUAAGCCCAGUUCAUACUGGCGCCGUUGUACGCGGCUCAGAGCCAGAGAUAUGGUGAAAACAAGGGCGUGAGAGAGUGAGAGAAUGAGUCGCGGUUCGAAUCGCGCGCGUAUUGACUUCUGUAUCGACGCCUGUUUAGUCGCCUGCGUGCGAGAAAUAUCGAUUAUCGACAGGCUCGAUGAGGUCCUCGUGGCGCAGAGACCCGCGACGCGGGAUGGUAGUUCCGGACGGCAACGGGCACGAAACCGGGAGUAGAUCCCCCCGGUUUUGAUUAACUGCACGAGAGAGUUCUUCGCGAGUUCGCUUUUCUUAGAGUACGAGACAUCAUCAGGAGGAGAGGAAGUAACAGUUGUGGUGCGGAAAUUGGUAGCCAGAUCGAGCAAUGGGACCCGAAUCGAAAUCUUUCCAGAACGAGAAAGCAUCCACGCAAAUCAGCAAUUUAUUUAUACAUCAUCUUCAAGUAAACGAUGAAUUUCACAGUUGAUGAUUUUAUAAAUAUUUUAGACAAUCAAAAAACUUACUUGGUACGCUUAAAUAGUAAGCUGCAUUUUGAAACCCAAUUUGACACGCAAGGUUUGAAGGAUAUUCAAGAAGUUAUCAUAGCUGCUUCAAAAAUAUCACAACAAAUAAGUAGAGUGAUUAUACAAUUUGAAGAGAAAAUUAACUUGAGCACUUUGAGAUUGAUCAUCGACCAAAAUAUAUAUUCCAUGCGAUGCGUACUUGAUAGAAUAUCACGUAUCAUUUCUGAGAGAGAAGUAAAUUCUAGCCCAGAAAGCUUGGCAGAUACAGUGAUCAUUGCCUCAAGUGACGAAAGCGAAGAAGAAUGGCUGUGCAAUACAUCAACUUUGGCCUGACCAAACUAUAAUAGUGGCAAUAUUUUAAAAGUAAACAAUCCUUUCAUUUUCCUUUAAUAAAUAUAUCCGAAUACAGUCAAUAUGUUUGCGUGCGAUAACUGUACUUCAGUAUUCACAAGUAUUAUAUUAUACAAUGACCAUCAAAAAGUGCACAGAAGUUCUGUAGUGAAUAAGAUAACAUGCGUCUAUACGGGUUGUCGUACUGCUUUAAAAAAUUAUUUGAGUUUUAGAAAACAUUUAGUACGAUUUCAUAGAUCUCAUUUUUGUUAUAGUUGUAAGCACAGUGGAUGUCAAUAUAAAUGAACUAGUGUAUUGAUGCUUAAAAAACAUAAAGAAAUUCAUUCAAAUGUCAAACGCAGUUUUGCAAUAAAAUUUCACAUUCACAAAUUAGCAGCCUCGAGAUAUCUGUAUUUCCAAAAUCAUUAAAUGUAAACAAUAUUUUGAAUCCUUUGAAACGACGUAAUGCUUUUACUGAAAUCGAUACGGGAAAAUUUACUAAUGAUUCUCAUAAUCCGCCAAAAAUGAUGAAAUUAAGUAAUGAAUGUAUGAAAUUGACAUGAAUCAUAAAGAUGUAUUGCGUACAGAAUAUUUAGAAAAUUCCACCGUACUUGAUCUUUAUUCGCAUGGGGUUUUAAGAACUCAUUCGUUCUCUACAAUUGUAAUGGCAAAAUCAAACGAUGUGUUAGAAAACGCAGAUUUUCCAAUUUUACAAUCAAUCGAUUUUGAUAAAAAUAAAUCAAGCCAUGACCGUAAUGAUGAAAAUAUCGAAAAUACGCCAAAUUCAUUGACAGUAAAUUCGUUGAAUUGGGAAGUCAAGCAAUAUAUAUCGUGUGAAAGAAAUGAAACUGAAGUUGUAGAUCUCAUACAAAACUUAGCGAAAAUAUACCUACAAUUAUCAGUCAAACAUUUUGCGACUGAAUCCGUUCUUCAAGGGGUCAUGAAUGGAAUGUAUUCUGUAUUUGAUUCAUGCAAAGCAAAAUUUACUGAAUUACUUUUUCAUUCAAAUCUCAAUGAUAAAGACAAUGUUAGUAGCAUUUUUUGUAAAAGUUUCAAUAGCUUUAUUAAUUCACACGACCCGAAAAACGGUAUUUUAAGAAGUACUUUUACGAGAAAACAAUAUUAUAAAAAAGAAUACAAUUUUAUUCAACCCAUUGAAGUACCGAUUUUAGAUGAUGACGGCAAAGAAACGCAAUGUUAUUUCAGCUAUGUACCCGUACUAGAAACCAUUAAAACGUGGCUGCUGAAUGAUAACGUUAGACCAUUUUGCAUAAAUCCACGAAAAAGUACUACUGCUCAAGGUUUAUUUGAUGUUAAAGAUGGGAAUGUAAUAAAAAAUAGCGAAUUUUUCAACAAAAAUAAUACUGUACAGUUAAGUUUUUACCAAGAUGCUUUUGAAGUAUGCAAUCCACUUGGCGCAUCAAAAUCCAAGUUUAAGUUGAUCGGAGUAUAUGUCACUUUGCUAAAUUUACCGGCUUUUCUUAGAUCAAAAACUGAUAACAUCAAGUUGAUAAUGUUAUGCAAUAACAACUUCGUAACUAAAUUUGGUUGGAAAAAAAUUUUAAGAAACUUACUUUUAGAUUUACAUACAUUGGAAAAUGAAGGUAUAAAUAUUACUAUCAACUCAGAGCAUAUGAAAUUCACUGGAAGCAUAGCUGCAUGUAUAGGCGAUAACUUAGGUAAUCACUCUAUUGGUGGUUACGUAGAGAACUUUAGCUCUGCGCAGUUCAUAUGUCAAUAUUGUGAAAUAAUGCUCAAAGAUUUUCGCGAAAAUCCUUUCGAUCGAAAGCAACUAAGAAAUAUUGCUAAUUACGAUAAACAUGCUGCAGAAGCUGAGUAUUUAAAAAAACCAGUUAAAGGUAUCAAAAUGAAAUCUUCAUUAAAUCAACUUCAAAAUUUUCAUGUUGCCGGACCAGGUCUAGCUCCAUGCGUAGCUCAUGACCUUUUCGAGGGAAUAGUUUCGUAUGAUCUGCAUUUGAUAAUAACAUAUUUUAUUAAAAAAAAAUGGGUACGCUUAGGUUUAUUAAAUUAUAGAUUGAACACAAUCAAGUUAAGUAACGAAACUAAGAAUUUUAUUCCUUAUAUUAAAAUUAAUUCAACAAAAAAAAAUUAACUGGCUCAGCUAGCCAGCUUAAGAGAUUAGUGUUGAUUCUUCCCUUGGCUUUAUAUGAUAGAAUAAAGGAUCCGUAUGACGAAGUCUGGAAGCUUCUACUUCUUUUAAGAGAAAUAUGUUGUAUAGUUAGUUCACCAGCAUUAAGUUUUAAUCAAAUAGCAAUUUUAUCGAAUAUUAUAUCUGAGUAUAUAUAUUCAAGAAGCACAUAUUUUACAAACCCGCUAAGACCAAAGCACGAAUUCCUCAUGCACUAUCCAAAGCUGUUUUACGAAUUCGGGCCAUUAAAACACGUUUGGACGCUUAGAUUUGAAUCAAAGCAUAGUUAUUUUAAAAGCAUAGUAGAAAGCUUGAGAAAUUUCAAAAAAAUACAUAUGACAUUAGCAGAAAAGCACGAAUUAUUACAAGCUUCACUUGAACGGCAGUAUGAUAUUGUCGUUGAAUCCAAAGAUGCAAUACCGUAUAUAUCAAGCGAAUACGAAACUGAAAUUUCAUCAUUAAUAAAUGAUUAUAUUUCGAGCAAUUCAAAGACAAUAUCACAUGUCGCCAAGAAUGUUACUUUUUGCAAUAUACAAUAUUCAGAAAAUAUGAGUAUUUGCAUAGGUAAAAAUACUUUUGGAAACUUUAUUAUCUGCAACAUAAAAUAUAUAUUAAUUAAUGAUAAAUUCAAUUACAUUUACUUUGUUGGGUGGACCGAUGAGAUUAUUCCCUUCGAAGAGUUAGGAGUUUACGAAAAAGUAGAAUACAAAGGUUCAGAAAAUAGAUCCCGAUGGCUCAGUAUCUUUCCGUAUUCCUACCUUUUAUCACCUGAUCCUUUACCAACAUACAACUU